This is a messenger RNA of Pterocles gutturalis (yellow-throated sandgrouse), 3875 nucleotides long. RefSeq names its product protein piccolo-like. Gene Ontology annotation, cellular component: cytoskeleton of presynaptic active zone; GABA-ergic synapse; axon. The transcript is spliced from 14 exons. Lineage: Eukaryota; Metazoa; Chordata; Aves; Pterocliformes; Pteroclidae. Gene Ontology annotation, molecular function: protein binding; structural constituent of presynaptic active zone. The record is from RefSeq and is a predicted model, not a curated record. The annotation marks the transcript as partial. Gene Ontology annotation, biological process: presynaptic active zone assembly; protein localization to synapse.
ACAAAAGCUUCAAGCAUAACUCCAUCAGGCACUCAAAAGAAGGUGAAGAGGACUCUGCCCAACCCACCUCCAGAGGAGGCAACAGCAGGAACUCAGUCACCAUAUACUUCUGUGGGAUCAGUUUCACGCAGAAGGAUUUGUAGGACCAAUACUAUGGCCAGAGCCAAAAUUCUUCAGGAUAUAGACAGGGAAUUGGAUCUGGUCGAACGUGAAUCAGCCAAGCUUAGGAAGAAGCAAGCAGAGCUAGAUGAAGAGGAAAAAGAAAUAGAUGCCAAGCUGAGAUACUUGGAAAUGGGCAUUAAUAGGAGGAAAGAAGCCUUGCUAAAAGAAAGAGAAAAGAGAGAACGUGCCUAUCUCCAAGGAGUAGCAGAAGAACGUGAUUAUAUGUCAGACAGUGAAGUUAAUAAUACCAGGUCAACCAGAAUAGAAACUCAGCACGGCUUGGAAAGACCACGUACUGCGCCCCAGACAGAAUUUAAUCAGUUUAUGCCACCACAAACUCAGCCAGAAACAGAGUUUGCCCCUGCUACAAGCCCAUAUGCUCAAUAUCAGUAUUCAUCUCCUGCCCUGCCUACCCAAGCACCAUCUCAGUUCACGCAGCAAUCACAUUACCAACAACAGCAGCCUUUGUAUCACCAGCAGGUUUCACCCUAUCAGACCCAGACAGCUUUCCAAACAGGAUCUACCAUGUCCUUUACUCCACAGGCUCAACCUCCACCAUCUCAACAGCCAUCAUAUCAACUCCCAUCACAGAUGAUGGUGAUACAGCCCAAGCCAAGACAAACAACAUUAUAUUUGGAGCCUAAAAUAACAACAAACUAUGAUGUAAUUCGCAAUCAGCCUCUCAUGAUAGCACCAGUUUCAACUGACAAUAAUUAUGCAGUUUCUCAGCUAGGCAGUAAGUACUCUACCUUGGACUUAAGGAUAGGGCUAGACGAGAGAAACAGCAUAGCAAGCAGCCCUAUAUCAAGCAUAUCUGCAGAUUCAUUCUAUGCAGAUAUAGACCACCACCAUACACCCCGAAAUUAUGUGCUGAUUGAUGAUAUAGGAGAGCUUACUAAAGGAACAGGAGCACUUGGUUCCAGUUUUAGCCUCCACGAGAAAGAUCUGACCAAAACAGAUCGACUGCUUCGCACAACUGAGGCCAGGAGAGCACAAGAAGUGCCAGACUUCCUAGCACCACUGCAGACUUCUUCUAGGUUACAUUCCUAUGUUAAAGCUGAUGAAGACCCAAUGGAGGACCCUUAUGAGCUCAAACUUCUGAAACACCAGAUAAAACAAGAGUUCCGUAGAGGUGCAGAAAGUCUUGAUCAUCUGGCUGGCCUCUCACAGUAUUACCACGCAGAGGGCAGCUACAGGCAUUUUCCAAAAUCUGAGAAAUAUAGCAUAGGUAGACUUACUCUUGAGAAACAGGCUGCUAAACAGCUCCCAGCAGCCCUCCUUUACCAGAAGCAGUCAAAACACAAAAAAGCCUUGAUAGACCCCAAACUAACAAAGUUUUCACCUAUCCAAGAAGGCAGAGACCUUGAGCCUGACUAUUCAACCUAUAUGACUUCUAGCACUUCAACACUUGGGGGAAUUACUACUAGGGCAAGGCUUCUUCAGGAUGAUAUCACUUUUGGCCUUAGAAAAAACAUCACUGACCAACAGAAAUACAUGGGGCCACCACUGACUUCAUCCAUUGGAGCAGGCCUUGCGACUGCCCUAGGUCCAACAGUGAGAUCCACAUUACAAGAUGAAGCAGACAAGUCUUAUAGCAGUGGUAGUAGAUCUAGGCCCUCAUCUAGACCCUCAUCAGUUUAUGGGCUUGAUUUGUCAUUGAAAAGGGAUUCUUCCAGUUCUUCCUUAAGACUGAAAGCUCAAGAAGCUGAACCCUUAGAUGUUUCCUUUAGCCAUGCAGCACCUUCUGGAAGAACUAAACCCACCAGUCUACCUAUUAGCCAAAGCAGGGGAAGGAUCCCAAUAGUAGCACAGAACUCAGAGGAAGAGAGCCCACUAAGUCCUGUUGGUCAGCCAAUGGGAAUGGCAAGAGCAGCAGCUGGACCCUUGCCACCAAUAUCCGCAGAUACCAGGGACCAGUUUGGAUCGAGCCAUUCAUUACCUGAGGUCCAGCAACAUAUGAGGGAGGAGUCACGGACUCGGGGCUAUGAUCGAGACAUAGCCUUCAUCAUGGAUGACUUCCAGCAUGCCAUGUCAGACAGUGAAGCCUAUCAUCUCCGUCGUGAAGAAACAGAUUGGUUUGACAAGCCCAGGGAGUCUCGUCUGGAGAAUGGACAUGGCCUCGACAGAAGGCUGCCGGAGAAGUUGCCCCACUCUCGGCCACCAAGUCAACACCAAGAUCAAAUAAAUGGGAAGCCCCUGCAGUACAUUUUCCCUCAUGCAAGGCUCAAACUGCUGAGAGACCCAAAGGAUCACACAGUUUCAGGCAAUGGACUGGGAAUCCGUGUUGUAGGUGGGAAGGAAAUUCCAGGAAGCAGUGGGGAAAUUGGGGCUUACAUUGCCAAGAUCUUGCCUGGGGGCAACGCAGAGCAGACGGGGAAGCUGGUGGAAGGAAUGCAGGUGCUGGAAUGGAAUGGCAUCCCCUUGACUGGGAGAACUUAUGAAGAGGUCCAGAACAUUAUUAUUCAACAGAGUGGGGAAGCAGAAAUAUGUGUAAGACUGGACCUGAACAUGUUCUCAGACUCUGAGAAUCCCCAGCACCUGGAGCUGCAAGAGCCAGUAAGGGCAGUAGACAAAGUGAAGUCCCCGGGGGUUGAUCCCAAGCAGCUGGCUGCAGAACUCCAAAAGGUUUCUCUGCAGCAGUCGCCUCUAGUUGCUUCCUCAGGAGUGGAAAAGGGAUCUCAUGUUCAUUCUGGAACCACUUCUGCCACCUCCAGUGCUGUUCCCAGCCCUGGUCAGCCGGGUUCUCCCUCAGUGAGCAAAAAACGGCACAGCAGCAAGCCCACUGAAACUACAAAGUCUGCUUCCCAUACAAUCACUGGAGAAAUUCAGCUUCAAAUCAACUAUGACAAACACCUUGGCAACCUUAUCAUCCACAUCCUUCAGGCAAGAAACCUUGCUCCCCGAGACAACAAUGGCUAUUCUGACCCCUUUGUUAAAGUUUAUCUUCUUCCUGGAAGAGGACAAGUCAUGGUUGUUCAAAAUGCAAGUGCUGAGUACAAGCGGAGAACUAAGUACAUACAGAAAAGCUUGAAUCCUGAGUGGAAUCAGACGGUCAUUUAUAAAAAUAUCUCCACGGAGCAGCUGAAAAAGAAAACACUGGAAGUGACUGUCUGGGAUUAUGAUAGAUUCUCCUCAAAUGACUUCCUUGGUGAAGUAUUGAUUGAGUUAUCCAGUGUCUCUCAGCUUGACAAUACUCCUCGGUGGUACCCUCUGAAAGAACAGAGUGAAAACAUUGAUCACGGGAAAUCUCAUUCUGGGCAGAGUAGCCAACAAACUCCAAAACCAUCUGUCAUCAAGAGCAGAAGUCACGGAAUCUUCCCGGACCCCUCCAAGGACAUGCAGGUGCCCACCAUUGAGAAAUCCCACAGCAGCCCAGGCAGCUCCAAAUCUUCCUCUGAAGGACAUCUGCGCUCUCAUGGUCCAUCCCGCAGCCAAAGCAAAACCAGCGUCACUCAAACUCACCUUGAAGACGCUGGGGCAGCCAUCGCCGCUGCUGAAGCAGCUGUCCAACAGCUUCGCCUUCAACCAAGUAAAAGACGCAAAUAAAUUCCUCAGCAUGGCAGCUUAAUGUUCAUCUGUUGCCUUUUUCCCUGCUGUCCUUCCCUUUUCGGCUAUUUUUUUUCUGUUCUUGGCACACUGUGCUCUCUCUGCUCAAUGUCUUUCUUUGUGUGCCUGUGUGUGAAUACAUAUAAUUACAAUAUACUCUUGUAUUU